Messenger RNA from Morchella importuna, 201 nucleotides. RefSeq lists its product as uncharacterized. The transcript has 2 exons. The coding region runs from base 1 to 201 and encodes 66 amino acids. Lineage: Eukaryota; Fungi; Ascomycota; Pezizomycetes; Pezizales; Morchellaceae. The record is from RefSeq and is a predicted model, not a curated record.
AUGGUAGGAGCAGGGAGCGCGCGGGGAGCUUGGUGGCUCAUUCUACCCGUGAUAGAGACCACCGAGCCCUACUCCUCCCGCGAGCUAAGAUUGAACAGCUACAACACUAUUUAUCUGCUCGGCGGAGGUACCUCGACUCGCACACAAUCCAGCUAUACCAACCACCACUAUCACCAUCCAUCGCCCAUGACACCACCCUAA